AAACUGCGGCAAAGUCAUGAGCAAACAUCAAGAACACGACUUACGCCUGGUGGAUUUCAGUCGAUAAACGCGGGUCCUGCUUUUUCCUUUCUUUACGGGCUGAAAGCCCUGCCAUGAGCUUAACCGCUCGCCUUUCGAAUCUCUUCUCACAAGACAGCUCGAGCAGAGACUCUACCCAGAGUCAACACGAUGGCUAUGCGAAACCAGAAUACGACAUCGACGGCGCACGACAGAUUAAGCGCCAGAAGAUGACGGAGGAAUCUGCGGUCGAGGAUAUCGACCUCGAGUUGAAGAGGCCUCCUUACCUUCACUCUAUGCUUGCCGGAGGUAUCGGAGGGACUACCGGCGACAUUCUUAUGCACUCGUUGGACACUGUCAAAACGAGGCAGCAAGGGGAUCCUCAUUUUCCACCGAAAUACUCUAGUCUAUCCGAUUCCUACGUCAAGAUUUUCCGGCAAGAAGGCAUCAGGCGAGGCCUCUAUGGAGGGUUUACAGCGGCUAUGCUGGGAUCGUUUCCAGGGACCGUCGUCUUUUUCGGGUCCUAUGAAUACUGCAAGAGACACAUGCUAGAUGGGGGCGUUGCCCCGUCGAUUGCAUAUCUAGCCAGCGGUUUCAUAGCAGAUCUCGUGGCUUCAGUCGUAUACGUUCCUUCCGAAGUCCUCAAAACUCGCUUGCAAUUACAAGGUCGAUACAACAACCCUUUCUUCAAUUCGGGUUACAACUACAAAUCAACAUGGGACGCGGCGAAGACAAUAGCACGAACAGAAGGGUUUGGGGCACUCUACUCCGGCUACAAAGCCACGAUCGUUCGAGACCUUCCUUUUUCCGCGCUGCAAUUUGCAUUCUAUGAGCAAGAGCGAAGAUUUGCACAGAGUUGGACUGGAGAACAAGAGAUUGGACUCGGUUUCGAAGUUUUGACUGCAGUAUCUGCGGGUGGCAUUGCAGGUGUCAUGACCUGUCCGCUGGACGUGGUCAAAACGAGAACGCAGACGCAGAUCACACCCAACAACCACACGAAACACAGUCAGACUGCGGUGCUGGAAAAAGUGGCCAAGGGUCAGAAGUCGGCGGCCACAGUACAGAAACGGGCACUUCACUCGGGCCCUCGGACUGUACCUCACACGACGCCAACCAUCGAUACCUCUUCUGUGAUUACCGGCCUCAAGCUUAUAUACAAAAGUGAAGGAGUUCCUGGCUUGUUUCGAGGAGUUGGUCCGCGGUUUGUAUGGACGAGCGUCCAGAGCGGAACGAUGCUUGUUAUGUAUCAAUAUUUGUUGAAGCAGAUGGAGAGUUCUUCUUCCGACGAAUGGUCAGGUGUGAUCUAGGACACUUUGUACGAGCUUUGGGAGUGGACGACCAUUUAUGAAACUGUUCGAAUGUUCAAUGGAACUGACACUUUGGAGGCGUCGACUUGCAGACGGGUACAGCCUAGUGUGGCAUGUUAGUCAGGAUACCCUGGGAUGUAAAAUGCUGCGACAGUUAUGUUUUUGUGACGGAUGGAAUCACAAUUCAUAGAGUGUAUAAUACUGAACAAAGAGAUUCACCUC
Messenger RNA from Exophiala viscosa, 1547 nucleotides. RefSeq names its product MC family mitochondrial carrier protein. Gene Ontology annotation, biological process: magnesium ion export from mitochondrion. Bases 114 to 1325 code for a protein of 403 amino acids. The record is from RefSeq and is a predicted model, not a curated record. The transcript has 3 exons. NCBI's taxonomy places the organism in Eukaryota, Fungi, Ascomycota, Eurotiomycetes, Chaetothyriales, Herpotrichiellaceae. Gene Ontology annotation, molecular function: magnesium ion transmembrane transporter activity.